AGUCUACCCACCAACAAACACAAAUCACAAAAAAGGAAAACACCCACCAAAUUCUUUCCUUUUUUUCCCUUCCUCUAGCCCAAAAAAAAAAAAACCAAAUUGUUUGUAUAAAUAUUAGCAAAAAUGACAGGAAUAGUACAAUCACCACCACAGUUGUCUUCAUCUUCAAGCUCUAUAACAUGUGUACAAUCGUCAGACAAUGAUGGGUCACACCAACAGACCCAUUUAAACAACGGUACCUUUAUUAGCAGUCCCGCUUCGUAUUCUGGAGAUGUACGCAGGAGAGAUACAGAGGUAGAAGAAAAUAACCAAGAAGAGGGUGGUGGUGGUGGUAGAGAAAGAAAGAGGAGAGGGAGGGAAGAGGGAGAUCAGCUGUCUCUGUUGGCAGUUUUGGUGACUGUGUUUAGGAAAUCUCUGGUUUCUUGUAGGAGUGAGAGAAUUGAGGAGCUAUCUUCUUCAAUGGAGAUUGGGUUGCCUUCAAAUGUCAAACAUAUUGCCCAUGUCACCUUUGAUCGCUUCAAUGGCUUCCUUGGUCUACCUGUUGAGUUUGAACCUGAAGUUCCAAGGAGGCCUCCAAGUGCCAGUACAAGUGUUUUUGGAGUUUCGACAAAGUCUAUGCAGCUUUCAUUUGACUCCAGAGGGAACAGCAUUCCUACAAUACUUCUGAUGAUGCAAGGACGCUUGUAUGCACAAGGGGGUCUUCAGGCAGAAGGAAUUUUCAGAAUUAAUCCUGAGAAUGGCCAAGAAGAGUAUGUUAGGGAACAACUAAAUAGGGGAGUGGUACCAGAUGACAUUGAUUUGCACUGUUUAUCAGGUCUCAUAAAGGCUUGGUUUAGAGAACUACCAAAUGGGGUGUUGGACUCGCUCUCGCCAGAGCUGGUCAUGCAGGCCCAAUCUGAAGAGGAGUGUGCUCAGCUUGUGCAACUCCUACCACCAACCGAAACUGGUCUGCUGGACUGGGCAAUUAACCUGAUGGCCGAUGUUGCUCAACUUGAACAUCUGAACAAAAUGAAUGCACGCAAUGUAGCUAUGGUGUUUGCACCAAACAUGACUCAGAUGUCGGAUCCUUUGACUGCAUUGAUGUAUGCAGUCCAAGUGAUGAAUUUUCUCAAGACUCUUAUUGUCAAAACAUUAAGAAAAAGAGAAGACUCCACAGUAGAACCAGGUCCUAUAUACCAGUUAGAGCCGUUGGAUGAAAUUGGACAACAUAGCUCUCUGCAACCACUAACUGAACGGCGUGAUGAGGUGAAGGAAGACGAGGAGGCGUUUGUAGCCAAAGAACCACUCUCAGAAAGCCCGGCUCACCCCACUCAUGGUCACUCAAAAACAGACACUGAAACUCAUGGUUUUCUCACUUCUAUUGAGAACAUCAUUCCUGGUGAAAAGGGGAAACCGGUUGAUAAUUGCGCUGGUGAAGUUUCAAAUGAAGUUGAUGCAAUGAAGGAUGGACUUGAAGGAAGAGCCAUCAUGGGAAGUGGAGGGGCUCAACUUAGAAUUCGUAGAAUCAAAACUGGCCAGUCAAGUACCAUCAAUCUCAGGAAAGGAUCCAGAAAACUUCAUGAGCAUCUUGUGGUUCGUGUAGCUGGGCAUGUAGAAAAGAGCAAGGAAACCAGCAGCAUUACUACCUACCAACCAACCAAACCAAGCCUUACCUGCAGCAUUACUAGUCGUUUAAAUUCAAGAACAUAACUUAUUGAAGCCUGGCAGUAAGGCAUUGUAUUUUGCAUUGGAGUGGGGUUGAGUGGAGGUACUUUCUGGCCAGUGGAACAUGACAGUGCCUUGUUUUUCUUUUGGUACUCAGCCUUCCCCUCCUAAACUUGUUAACGGGGACUAAACUGGGGUGUGAAUGGUUCAUUAAUGUAUGUUUCUGGAUGAGGUUUCUCAAGUUUGUUUGUUUAAAUGCAUUUGUGUAACUUUUAAUGA
Ilex paraguariensis (yerba mate) is the source of this 1923-nucleotide messenger RNA. Lineage: Eukaryota; Viridiplantae; Streptophyta; Magnoliopsida; Aquifoliales; Aquifoliaceae. The record is from the annotation of a GenBank genome assembly.